Messenger RNA from Pongo pygmaeus (Bornean orangutan), 6934 nucleotides. It is a transcript of the gene ZFYVE16, whose product is annotated as zinc finger FYVE-type containing 16. Bases 558 to 5177 code for a protein of 1539 amino acids. The transcript is spliced from 19 exons. The record is from RefSeq and is a predicted model, not a curated record. Gene Ontology annotation, molecular function: metal ion binding. Gene Ontology annotation, cellular component: early endosome membrane. NCBI's taxonomy places the organism in Eukaryota, Metazoa, Chordata, Mammalia, Primates, Hominidae. Gene Ontology annotation, biological process: protein targeting to lysosome; endosomal transport.
AGACUCCCAGCCAGUAGCUGGGACUACAGGCACGCGCCAACACGCCUGGCUGAUUUUUUCAUUUUCAUUUUUAGUAGAGACAGGGUCUUGCUAUGUUGCCCAGGACCGUCUGGAACUCUUGACUUCAAGCGAUCCUCCCGCCUCGGCCUCCCAAAAUGCUGGGAUUACAGGCGUGAGCCACCGCGCCGGGUCUCUCAUUUAAAUUUAUAGGAAACUUGUGGUAAAAAUAGCAAAACUCAACAAGCAAAUAUACAUCAAGGGCCAGCAGCGCGGAGAGCAGGCCUAGCCCGCUGCCGGAAAGGCGGGUCUGUCCAGUAGAGACCGGAACGCCGCGCAAGCUCAGCAAAGGGCUAAGGCUGAGGCCGGGGAAGCUGCCUCUAGGUUAGCGAAGGGUAAAGGAAGUCAGACACUGACGCGAGUGGCCUCCCGAUUCCGCAGUCGAGUGCAAAACCGAGUCCCGACCUAAGGCCGAAUCAUCAGGCGUCCCCGUCACCCUACAGCCCACUCAGGCACUUCCGGCAUACAAGAAUUAAAUUCUGAAUAAGUCUGGAGGUAGGAUGGACAGUUAUUUUAAAGCAGCUGUCAGUGACUUGGACAAACUCCUUGAUGAUUUUGAACAGAACCCAGAUGAACAAGAUUAUCUCCAAGAUGCACAAAAUGCAUAUGAUUCUAACCACUGCUCAGUUUCUUCAGAGUUGGCUUCCUCACAGCGAACUUCAUUGCUCCCCAAAGACCAAGAAUGCGUUAAUAGUUGUGCCUCAUCAGAAACAAGCUAUGGAACAAAUGAGAGUUCCCUGAAUGAAAAAACACUCAAGGGACUUACUUCUGUACAAAAUGAAAAAAAUGUAACAGGACUUGAUCUUCUUUCUUCUGUGGAUGGUGGUACUUCAGAUGAAAUCCAACCUUUAUAUAUGGGACGAUGUAGUAAACCUAUCUGUGAUCUGAUAAGUGACAUGGGUAACUUAGUUCAUGCAACUAAUAGUGAAGAAGAUAUUAAAAAAUUAUUGCCAGAUGAUUUUAAGUCUAAUGCAGAUUCCUUGAUUGGAUUGGAUUUAUCUUCAGUGUCAGAUACUCCCUGUGUUUCUUCAACAGACCAUGAUAGUGAUACUGUCAGAGAACAACAGAAUGAUAUCAGUUCUGAAUUACAAAAUAGAGAAAUCGGAGGAAUCAAAGAAUUGGGUAUAAAAGUAGAUACAACACUUUCAGAUUCCUAUAAUUACAGUAGAACAGAAAAUUUAAAAGAUAAAAAGAUCUUUAAUCAGUUAGAAUCAAUUGUUGAUUUUAACAUGUCGUCUGCUUUGACUCAACAAAGUUCCAAAAUGUUUGAUGCCAAAGACAAGCUACAACACAAGAGCCAGCCAUGUGAAUUACUAAAAGAUGAUGGCUUAGUAAAAGAGGAAGUAGAUGUGGCAGUCGUAACUGCCGCAGAAUGUUUAAAAGAAGAGGGCAAGACAAGUGCUUUGACCUGCAGCCUUCCGAAAAAUGAAGAUUUAUGCUUAAAUGACUUAAAUUCAAGAGAUGAAAAUUUCAAAUUACCUGACUUUUCCUUUCAGGAAGAUAAGACUGUUAUAAAACAAUCUGCGCAAGAAGACUCAAAAAAUUUAGACCUUAAGGAUAAUGAUGUAAUCCAAGAUUCCUCUUCAGCUUUACAUGUUUCCAGUGAAGAUGUACCGUCCUCAUUGUCCUGUCUUCCCACAUCUGGGUUUAUGUGUGGAUCAUUAAUUGAAAGUAAAGCAUGGGGUGAUUUUUUACCUCAGCAUGAACAUAAAGAUAAUAUACAAGAUGCAGUGACUAUACAUGAAGAAAUACAGAACAGUGUUGUUCUAGGUGGGGAACCAUUCAAAGAGAAUGAUCUUUUGAAACAGGAAAAAUGUAAAAGCAUACUCCUUCAGUCAUUAAUUGAAGGGAUGGAAGACAGAAAGAUAGAUCCUGACCAGACAGUAAUCAGAGCUGAGUCUUUGGAUGGUGGUGACACCAUUUCUACAGUUGUAGAAUCUCAAGAGGGGCUUUCUGGCACUAAUGUCCCAGAGUCUUCUGAUUGUUGUGAAGGUUUUAUUAAUACUUUUUCAAGCAAUGAUAUGGAUGGGCAAGACUUAGAUUACUUUAAUAUUGAUGAAGGUGCAAAAAGUGGCCCACUAAUUAGUGAUGCUGAACUUGAUGCCUUUCUGACAGAACAGUGUCUUCAGACCACUAACAUAAAGUCUUUUGAAGAAAAUGUAAAUGACUCUAAAUCGCAAAUGAAUCAGAUAGAUAUGAAAGGCUUAGAUGAUGGAAACAUCAAUAAUAUAUAUUUCAACGCAGAAGCGGGAGCUAUUGCGGAAAGUCAUGGUAUUAAUAUAAUUUGUGAAACAGUUGAUAAACAAAAUACAAUAGAAAAUGGCCUUUCUUUAGGAGAAAAAAGCACUAUUCCAAUUCAACAAGGGUUACCUACUAGUAAGUCUGAGAUUACAAAUCAAUUAUCAGUCUCUGAUAUUAACAGUCAAUCUGUUGGAGGGGCCAGACCUAAGCAAUUGUUUAGCCUUCCAUCAAGAACAAGGAGUUCAAAGGACCUGAAUAAGCCAGAUGUUCCAGAUACAAUAGAAAGUGAACCCAGCACAGCAGAUACUGUUGUUCCAAUCACUUGUGCUAUAGAUUCUACAGCUGAUACACAGGUUAACUUCAACUCUAAUUACAUUGAUAUAGAAAGUAAUUCUGAAGGUGGGUCUAGUUUUGUAACUGCAUUUGAAGAUUCUGUACCUGAAAACACUUGCAAAGAAGGCUUGGUUUUGGGCCAGAAACAGCCUACUUGGGUUCCUGAUUCAGAAGCUCCAAACUGUAUGAACUGCCAAGUCAAAUUUACUUUUACAAAACGGCGACACCAUUGCCGAGCAUGUGGGAAAGUAUUUUGUGGUGUCUGUUGUAAUAGGAAGUGUAAACUGCAAUAUCUAGAAAAGGAAGCAAGAGUAUGUGUAGUCUGCUAUGAAACUAUUAGUAAAGCUCAGGCAUUUGAAAGGAUGAUGAGUCCAACUGGUUCUAAUCUUAAAUCUAAUCAUUCUGAUGAAUGUACUACUGUCCAGCCUCCUCAGGAGAACCAAACGUCCAGUAUACCUUCACCAACAACUUUGCCAAUCUCAGCACUUAAACAACCAGGUGUUGAAGGACUAUGUUCCAAAGAACAGAAGAGAGUAUGGUUUGCAGAUGGUAUAUUGCCCAAUGGUGAAGUUGCAGAUACAACAAAAUUAUCAUCUGGAAGUAAAAGAUGUUCUGAAGACUUUAGUCCUCUCUCACCUGAUAUGCCUAUGACAGUAAACACAGUGGAUCAUUCCCAUUCUACUACAGUGGAAAAGCCAAACAAUGAGACAGGAGAUAUUACAAGAAAUGAGAUAAUUCAGAGUCCUGUUUCUCUGGUUCCAUCAGUGGAAAAAUUGUCUAUGAACACAGGAAAUGAGGGGUUACCUACUUCUGGUUCAUUUACACUAGAUGAUGAUGUUUUUGCAGAAAUUGAAGAACCAUCUAGUCCUACUGGUGUCUUAGUUAACAGCAAUUUACCUAUUGCUAGUAUUUCAGAUUAUAGGUUACUGUGUGAUAUUAACAAGUAUGUCUGCAAUAAGAUUAGUCUUCUACCCAAUGAUGAGGACAGUUUGCCCCCACUUCUGGUUGCAUCUGGAGAAAAAGAAUCAGUGCCUGUAGUAGAAGAACAUCCAUCUCAUGAGCAGAUCAUUUUGCUUCUUGAAGAUGAAGGCUUUCAUCCUGUUACAUUUGUCCUAAAUGCUAAUCUACUCGUGAAUGUCAAAUUCAUAUUUUAUUCCUCGGACAAAUAUUGGUACUUUUCAACCAAUGGAUUGCAUGGCUUGGGACAGGCAGAAAUUAUUAUUCUAUUGUUACGUUUGCCAAAUGAAGAUACUAUUCCUAAGGACAUCUUCAGACUAUUUAUCACCAUAUAUAAGGAUGCUCUAAAAGGAAAAUACAUAGAAAACUUGGACAAUAUUACCUUUACUGAGAGUUUUCUCAGUAGCAAGGAUCACGGAGGAUUCCUGUUUAUUACACCUACUUUUCAGAAACUUGAUGAUCUGUCAUUACCAAGUAAUCCUUUUCUUUGUGGAAUUCUUAUCCAGAAGCUUGAGAUUCCCUGGGCAAAGGUUUUUCCUAUGCGUUUAAUGUUGAGAUUGGGUGCAGAAUAUAAAGCAUAUCCUGCUCCUCUAACAAGCAUCAGAGGCCGAAAACCUCUUUUUGGAGAAAUAGGACACACUAUUAUGAACUUACUUGUUGACCUUCGAAAUUACCAGUAUACCUUGCAUAAUAUAGAUCAACUGUUGAUUCAUAUGGAAAUGGGAAAAAGCUGCAUAAAAAUACCACGGAAAAAGUACAGCGAUGUAAUGAAAGUACUAAAUUCUUCUAAUGAGCAUGUCAUUAGCAUUGGAGCAAGUUUCAGUACAGAAGCAGAUUCUCAUCUAGUCUGUAUACAGAAUGAUGGAAUUUAUCAAACACAGGCCAACAGUGCCACUGGCCAUCCUAGAAAAGUGACAGGUGCAAGUUUUGUGGUAUUCAAUGGAGCUCUAAAAACAUCUUCAGGAUUUCUUGCUAAGUCCAGCAUAGUUGAAGAUGGCUUAAUGGUACAAAUAACUCCAGAGACCAUGAAUGGCUUGCGGCUAGCUUUACGAGAACAGAAAGACUUUAAAAUUACCUGUGGGAAAGUUGAUGCAGUAGACCUGAGAGAAUACGUGGAUAUCUGCUGGGUAGAUGCUGAAGAAAAAGGAAACAAAGGUGUUAUCAGUUCAGUGGAUGGAAUAUCAUUACAAGGAUUUCCAAGUGAAAAAAUAAAACUGGAAGCAGAUUUUGAAACCGAUGAGAAGAUUGUAAAGUGUACCGAGGUGUUCUACUUUCUAAAGGACCAGGAUUUAUCUAUUUUAUCAACUUGUUAUCAGUUUGCAAAAGAAAUAGCCAUGGCUUGUAGUGCUGCGCUGUGCCCUCACCUGAAAACUCUAAAGAGUAAUGGGAUGAAUAAAAUUGGACUCAGAGUUUCCAUUGACACUGAUAUGGUUGAAUUUCAGGCAGGAUCUGAAGGCCAACUUCUGCCUCAGCAUUAUCUAAAUGAUCUUGAUAGUGCUUUGAUACCUGUGAUCCAUGGUGGGACCUCCAACUCUAGUUUACCAUUAGAAAUAGAAUUAGUGUUUUUCAUUAUAGAACAUCUUUUUUAGUGAAAGAAUGUGCCAUAUUACAUAUUGCAACCUAAUUUGUUAAAACUAACUCCAGCACUAAAGCUGAAAUGCCACAAACACUAAAAGUAUAAAUAUGUCUGAUUUUUCGAAACACAUAAGCUUUGCUCUUUAGGCAGGAAUGAUCUUUUCAAAUCAUUAGCACAAUAUUUAAAUAUCUAAAAAUUUAAGAGAUCCAUACUUUCUGAAGCUUUACAAUUAAUUUAAGUACUAAAAAGACAAGGAUUUCUUUUAAGAAAUUUGUAGCAUUUACUGUGUUAUUUAAAUGCUAAGCCAAAGUAUCUGCACUUAGGUAUACCUCUUUAUGCCAAUAAUGAUUUUAAUGAAGGCUCUUUUCAGAUGUAACCUUAUGAAGGAAAUAUCUGCUUUGUGUAUAUGCCAGUUAGAAUACUGGUUUCUAAAGUCUGUCAAAUUGUAUUUCAGUGGCACAAAAACCAGUUUCGAGGUCUUAGACUUAUAAUUCUUUGAAUAAAACUGAUAACUUAUUUGUAUAAUUGGAGUGGAGACCUACCUCCAUAAUUAGAUAAACUCUUUUUGGAUUAUAAUCAGAAUUUUGCCUUUUUUCUUCUCAAAUUAUUACAUGUAUAUGUAUUAUAUAUCCAUAUAUAUAGUUUUUCCUGAUUAAAUGGAUAUUAAAAUAAUUGCAGGUGCUUCAGGACUUUUUGCUUCUAUAUUUAAAUAUGUUGUUUUUAUAGCAAGAACAUAUUCUGAAUGUGUUUUAUAAAUCUUUAAUAAUUUAUAUAUAGGUAAUAUUUUUGUAUCACAAUGCAUUAUUUUUUUCCUCCUUUCCUUCCAAAGUAUACCACUGUAUUUACCACUUCUAAGAGUGACUGACGACAGGCCAGAUGACCCUUGAAGUAGUCAUUAUGUAGCAAUAAAUGAAGCCUGAAACAGGUUUUUUUACUUCCACUUUAAUCCUUAGAAAUUUCUUGGCAACUUGGCAUAUUUUCAUUGACACCAAUGUAUAAGUAUAAAUUUAAAUGAACUAAUUACUUUUGCCUAUUUUAAAUUCUUUAUAUGAUAGUUAUUUUUUAUAACAGGAUAUUAACAUAAGUUAAAUCCUAUGUAUUUGAAAUUGUUACAGAGCUUUCCUCUUCAAACAGCAAAAAAGUGGGGGGCAUAUUGUAGUCCUGUCAUUUAAGUUAUGUAAAAAAUUUAAUCAUUAUUUUGAUGCUUUAAACAUUCUCAUGUGUAAUAUAUGUUUUUGUAUCAAAAACACUCAUAUUUCAAGAAAAAGAAAUUAUGUUAAAUAGCCCUGUUUUAAGAAAAAUAUUUAUGAAGCAUCUCAACUUGAAGAUCGAGUCAAAGUUAUAACUCAGGAUCUAAGGUCUCAAGCUAGGAGAGACUGAGAAUUUUAAUCAGUUUGGGCAUAUAGUUUGGACUGAAUCACAUCUGUAGUACUUAGCCAAAGACAACUCGGAGGAGAAUAUCAGCCUUCUGGAAGUAGCUACUUCCUGAACAAUGUAAAGUGUUGCAGAUAUUCAGUAAAAUGGCAACCUGUUAUAAUUUGUGAAAUUUAUGGAAAUGGUGUAAGAUGAAAACAAUUGCAUAUCAAACCCAAUUUAUGUUUUCUUAAUAUAGUGUGUGUAUUCUGCCAUGUAAGUAAUUGCACAGUCUUAAAAUAACCAAAUGGUAGAGGGCUGUUCCAUGAUGGGAUUGCUUUGGAUUUGUUUUCAUAAAAUCUCUACAUUCAAUAAAAAUUGGAAUUAUGUGCCUGAAGUUUGGAGGCACAUUUUGAA